Molecule: messenger RNA, 1806 nt
Organism: Naegleria fowleri
Lineage: Eukaryota; Heterolobosea; Eutetramitea; Acrasida; Naegleriidae
Exons: 2
Coding region: 1-1806 (601 amino acids)
Molecular function (GO): flavin adenine dinucleotide binding; NADP binding; N,N-dimethylaniline monooxygenase activity
Source: RefSeq, a predicted model, not a curated record
AUGAGUCCUCGAAACGAAAGCGUGCUGUCUUGCUCUCAAUCUACAGAGCGCUCUCUUCUUUGUCAUGUGAUGGAAUGGUUCUGGCAAACAAGCCUUUUGAUCGUGCGAUAUGUGUUUCAUGCCCUCUAUGUUAUUACAGAGUGGUAUGAUUCAAACGUUUCUUCAUCGGAGUCCAAUUUGUUUAUUCCUUCCACGAGCAGAAAAUUUUCAAAACCUUCGACGGUCUCGCCGAGAAGAGUUUGUAUCAUCGGAGCUGGAGUUUCUGGAUUAAUUCAGUUGAAAACUUUGUUGACUGAUUUUUCAAACAUACCAUUUGAAGUCAUGUGUUUUGAGAAAGGUGACCACAUUGGUGGUUUAUGGAAAUUUGAUGCCAACAAAAAAGAUGAACAAUUUUCAGAAUUUAUUCACAUGGAUCGUGCUUCAGGUUUGAAAAUGUUAUCACAUGAUUGGGAAAAUAUUUCUCCCAUGUACUCAUCGUUGCAUACGAAUACGAGUAGAGACUUGAUGUCUUUUUCUGAUUUUCCAAUGAACGAAAACUUACCUGAUUUUCCAUCCGUUGAACAAGUCUAUCAGUAUUUGAGAGAUUACACUCAAAAAUUUAAUCUUGAAAGGUAUAUUCAAUUUAAAACAGAAGUGAUAAAAUUGACACAACAGUCCUCACACAAGAAUACAGUUUCAUCAUGGGUUGUGACAACCAGAAAUGUAGAAAGUGGAGAAAUUACUGAGCGAGAAUUUGAUGCUGUAAUCAUAGGAAAUGGAAGAAACAGCAAACCGAGAAUUCCAUCAUUUUUUCAAGAUCUUUCAUCUACCUACAACUUUGGAAAGCUUCUUCAUUCCAAAUAUUACCAGGACGAUUAUGAAAUAUUUAAAGACAAGACAGUUUUAAUUAUUGGAAGUGGCUCGAGCGGAAGUGAUAUUGCUUCAAGAAUAGCUCUUGUUACCGACAAGACAUUUAUAUCCGUUCAGAAAGGCGCUGCCUUACUACCUAAAUUUCAUGACGGAAAACCAAUAGAUCAUAAUCAAAUCAGAAGAAGAUAUUUUCAAUUUCUUCCGAAAACAUUACAAACUUUUCUUGCCAAUUAUUUCAUCAACAGCAAAUUACCAUCGUCUAAGCAAUUUUAUCCAUUCAAUCACAACACAACUAGAAACCAUACUGUAGGACUAAGCUCUGAAUUAAUUAUUGAAAUUGGAUUUGGUCGAGUGAAGGUGUUGCCACCAGUGACGUCCUUUAGCGAGAUGGACAUUUCAUUCGAGAAUGGCAAAAAGUUAGUUCCUGAUUAUAUUGUUCUUUGUACUGGUUAUGAAUUGGAUUUUCCUUUUCUAGAUAAGGAAGUAUUGAAUAUGGACAAACACUGCUCGAUGACAACCAUGCUAUAUGAACACAUGUUCCAUGCAGAUCAACCCAAUUUAAUAUUCUUGGGAUUACCUUUUACUGUCCAUCCUUUUUUAGUUUGUGAAUUACAAGCUCGAUAUGCUGCGAUGGUUCUCUCAGGUCUCUGCUCAAUACCUUCCAGAAAUGAAAUUAUUCAAGCAAAUCAAAACAAAAUCUCUCAACUUGAAAAAGCAGGAAUUGACCCGAUCAAAUUUUUUCACAGAGAAUUUCAUUUAGAAUAUUGUGAUAAAAUUGCCAAACUUGGAGGAUUUUAUGCCAAUCCCUUCAAAUUCGAUCACUCACGUUAUUUUAUGGAUCUAAUGUUUGGUCCCUUAUACGGCUAUCACUACAGGAUGGAAGGCAUUGGAAAAUUGGAAUUGGAUGAAAUUGAACGGGUAAUGAAAAUGUACCAACAAAGAAACAAGAGUGCUUGA